This is a messenger RNA of Carassius auratus (goldfish), 1618 nucleotides long. RefSeq names its product actin-related protein 2-A-like. The record is from RefSeq and is a predicted model, not a curated record. The transcript has 9 exons. Lineage: Eukaryota; Metazoa; Chordata; Actinopteri; Cypriniformes; Cyprinidae. Bases 53 to 1237 code for a protein of 394 amino acids.
CCGAAGACAGCGGGCGCUGAGAUCAGGGCGGAUUCACCGAGUCGGUACAAACAUGGACAGUCAAGGCAGGAAAGUGGUGGUGUGUGACAACGGGACCGGGUUUGUGAAGUGUGGAUAUGCCGGCUCUAAUUUCCCGGAGCACAUUUUCCCGGCUCUGGUGGGGAGACCGAUCAUCCGCUCCACAGCCAAAGUGGGAAACAUCGAGAUCAAGGACCUGAUGGUGGGUGACGAGGCGAGCGAGCUGCGCUCCAUGCUGGAGGUGAACUACCCGAUGGAGAACGGGAUCGUGAGGAACUGGGACGAUAUGAAGCACCUGUGGGACUACACUUUCGGCCCCGAGAAGCUCAACAUCGACUCCCAGAACUGCAAGAUCCUGCUCACGGAGCCGCCCAUGAACCCCACCAAGAACCGAGAGAAGAUCAUCGAGGUGAUGUUUGAGACCUAUCAGUUCUCAGGUGUUUAUAUCGCCAUCCAGGCCGUGCUCACACUGUACGCUCAAGGUCUGCUGACAGGUGUAGUGGUGGACUCAGGUGACGGAGUCACUCAUAUCUGUCCAGUGUAUGAAGGUUUUUCUCUUCCUCAUCUCACACGUCGUCUGGACAUCGCCGGACGAGACAUUACACGCUACCUCAUCAAGCUGUUGUUGUUGAGAGGUUAUGCCUUCAAUCACUCAGCGGACUUCGAGACGGUGAGGAUGAUGAAGGAGAAGCUGUGUUACGUGGGCUAUAACAUCGAGCAGGAGCAGAAGCUUGCGCUGGAGACCACCGUGCUGGUGGAGUCCUACACGCUGCCGGACGGUAGGGUGAUUAAAGUGGGCGGCGAGCGGUUCGAGGCUCCGGAGGCUCUGUUCCAGCCUCACCUCAUUAACGUGGAGGGAGUCGGGGUGGCUGAACUGCUCUCCAACACCAUCCAGGCCGCCGACAUCGAUACCAGGGCUGAGUUUUACAAACACAUUGUUUUGUCGGGCGGCUCUACGAUGUAUCCGGGUCUGCCGUCUCGUCUGGAGCGCGAGCUCAAGCAGCUCUACCUGGAGAGAGUCCUGAAGGGAGACGUCGACAAGCUCUCGAAGUUUAAGAUCCGCAUUGAGGAUCCUCCUCGCCGUAAACACAUGGUGUUUUUGGGUGGAGCGGUGCUAGCCGACAUCAUGAAGGACAAAGACAACUUCUGGAUGACCAGAGAGGAGUACCAGGAGAAGGGCACACGCGUCCUGGAGAAGCUGGGGGUCACUGUUAGAUAAAUCUCACACACACGUACACACACACACACAAACACACACACACACACACGCACGCACAACAUUACACUCACAGUCACAGGGUGGCAUUUUGGCAGCGUAAACACACAGAGGUGUUCUUCAGUUUAAGAGGAUAUACUUGAGAACAACGGUAUACAAAUACUUGAACUUCUUUGCAAUCCAAAAAAAAGUGCUUCAUUUUUGUACGACAUUCCAAAUGUAAAGAAUCAUAUCAGCACCAGACAGAAAUUGAAUGAAAUCGAGUGAUUUGAUCACGAAACGACUCGUUUAUGCUGCCAAAAUUAAUCCUCAAACGAUGUAUCACCAUAUCGUGACCUGUUUAUUUCGAGUCCUUCACAUUGACCCUAAAAAAACAAAAAAAAA